AAUAUUAUAUAAUAUAGUCAUGAAGAUGAGGCGGGAGAGUGAUCCUGGCUGGUCUCUCUCUAUAUAUAUCUCUCUCUCCUCAAAGUCCCUGUAACUUUAAACCGGGCUUGAGAUCAGAUCUGUGCUUCUGCUGGGAGGGUCCAGAGAGGAGUCCGGCCGGCCGGCCGUCCAGGGCGGGACGGGACGGCCUUCUUCUGAUGUUUUUUGGACCGCAUCACCGGGCCCACCCCUGGAAGCAAAAUCCGCUGAGCCCGCUCUCUCUCCGCGACUUGACUUGCUUUGGAGACCGAAGAGCAAGAUGUGGAGCCAGACUUUCCUCCUGGCCGUCCUCCUUGGGACCUCGUGGCUUUGUGCUUCGGCCCAGGAAGCCAGCACCCCGGUGGCCCUGGAGGACGAAGCCCUGACCGCGGCCGGAGAGACCGACGGGGCAGCCGUGUCCGAAGGCCCCACCGAGGAACUGACCCCCGACACUCCGCCGUCCACCCAAGACGCCACCGAGCCGGACCUCCCGGACACCUCGGACGACGGCUUGGAGACGGCGACGCUGGUGGGCAUCAUCGUGGGCAUCAUCGCGGCCAUCGGCGUGGCCACGGCGGUCAUCGUGGCGGUGGUCAAGCGGACGUCCGGCCGAUACUCCUAAGCCCUUUGGCAUCCGAGACGGAUGAGUCCCGAAAACGGGGAAAGCAAUUGAGAUUCUGUUUUCUCGUCGGCUAAGACGGUCUGUGGAAACGGAGCUGAGCCCUCGAGACGCCGAGAACGGAGCCUGAACAUGGGAUUUCCCCCACCUGCAAUGGAGUAUUAUUAUUAUUUUUAUUAUUAUUAUCAUUAUGUGGGGCAACGAGUAGCCAAGGAAAUAAAUGCCAAACCAAAGGAGAACAAGACAAGCUCUUCAGCGCGAAGCAAAGUCUAUGGAUAACUGAUUGCCUUCGGUGAAAUUUUGUUGAUUGAUUGCUGUACUUGGAAGGACUACAUAUGUCCAUUUGAAGAGGGCUUUCCCAGUGAAACCAUUACGUCCAGCAGAAAGACAUUCAUAUCCAUAAGUUGGCAGCUUAUCUAUGGUCAUUAAACAUGAAUUUGCACUCUC
Messenger RNA from Anolis carolinensis (green anole), 1084 nucleotides. RefSeq names its product podoplanin (gene pdpn). Gene Ontology annotation, cellular component: lamellipodium; apical plasma membrane; basolateral plasma membrane. Lineage: Eukaryota; Metazoa; Chordata; Lepidosauria; Squamata; Anolidae. Gene Ontology annotation, biological process: positive regulation of platelet aggregation; positive regulation of extracellular matrix disassembly; positive regulation of cell migration. The record is from RefSeq and is a predicted model, not a curated record. Bases 299 to 640 code for a protein of 113 amino acids. Gene Ontology annotation, molecular function: signaling receptor binding; chemokine binding; protein-folding chaperone binding. The transcript has 5 exons.